Molecule: messenger RNA, 1638 nt
Organism: Hippocampus zosterae (dwarf seahorse)
Lineage: Eukaryota; Metazoa; Chordata; Actinopteri; Syngnathiformes; Syngnathidae
Product: homocysteine-responsive endoplasmic reticulum-resident ubiquitin-like domain member 2 protein
Exons: 9
Coding region: 140-1255 (371 amino acids)
Biological process (GO): endoplasmic reticulum unfolded protein response
Molecular function (GO): protein binding
Source: RefSeq, a predicted model, not a curated record
CUUUGAGUUCGUUGCAACACGUUAUUGUAGCAGACAAGGAAGAAGACAGACAAGACAGCUGGGCUCGGCGGGGUAGAAGUAAACAGUCAAGCCAGAGAUGAACUCCACGUAACGUUUGGCGUUUCCCGAAUGCGUAAGAAUGAUGGCUCAAGGUGUAAUGGACGGUCCGGUUACACUUGUCAUCCGAGCGCCGAAUCAGAAAUAUGACGACCAGACUAUUAAUUGCUGCCAGAACUGGACUGUGGAGAAACUCAAAGCCCAUUUGUCAGAUGUGUAUCCGAGCAAACCGAGCUCCAAAGACCAGAGACUGGUGUAUUCCGGCAAGCUGCUUUUGGAUCACUUAACUUUAAAAGAUGUACUCAGAAAGCAAGAUGAGUACCACAUGCUCCAUCUGGUCUGCCCCUCGCCAACUCCUCCCAGCUCCCCAAGCGUCCCCCGCAAGCCUCGGGAGAGCACGGCCGAACCCGCGGUCACUCAACCUGCUUCCUUCCCUAGUCAACACAGUCAUUCGGAGAGCAAUGACGGCCGUGUGGGCUUCUCUUACGACCAGUUGCAUCAACAAUUCACAAACAGUUGGAGUCAUUUCUCUGCAAUGUCGACCCCUCCCACAAACGCGACCCCCUAUUACAACCCUCUGACGCUCAUGUGGUGGCAGCAGCUGUAUGCUCGGCAGUACUACAUGCACUAUCAUUUACUCGCAACCUCCUCCCAAAACCCAAGCCACGACCUGCCCAGGACUCACGGCCUCCCCCAGGAGGACCCCCUUAGCCAGCGUCCGCGAGCGGAUCGCCGCGGCAACCCCGAAGUGGAGAUGAACGCCCAAGGAGGGGAGAUACUGAACGAAGAGGAUCUCAACCGGGAUUGGCUGGACUGGGUUUUCACGUUUUCCCGGGCCGCCGUCUUACUCAGUAUCGUGUACUUCUACUCGUCCUUCAGUCGCUUUCUCAUGGUGAUGACGGCCAUGCUGGUGCUUUACCUUCACCAGGCCGGCUGGUUUCCCUUCAACCUAGAGAACGAACUCCAGCUUCCUGGAGAAAACCAGGAAGAGAUGGAGGCAGAGCUACACAACAAUGACCUUCAUGGAAUGGAACAUGUGGCAGAUGACAGCUCCGAUGACGACGAAAGCGGAGAGGAAGGAGCAGAGGACCCGAACCGUGUCAUCCGGCAAACGGGCAUCCUGUCCUCCAUGUGGUCAUUCGUCAUCACCUUUUUCAUGUCUCUCUUUCCCGAGGGACCGCAGAACGCUGCCAACUGAGCCGAACGUCUCGAUCGGAGUCGUUUUUUCCCCUCCCCCCCACCACCACCGACUUAAAUAUAAAGCAGCGAUCUGCUCUGCUUGUGUUUGUUCGGCGUAAUUAGGUGACGAAUGGACAUUGAAUGGCUCUUAAAGUUUGAUGGGGGUGCCAUGUUAGCUUAGUCUGACUAACACGUCGUCUCUAAUAAUAUAUUGAAAAGCAUGAGACACAUUGCGUAACCCGAAUAGAAGUAGACAAGAUGCAAUCCUUCCACUGUGGGACGAGAUGACUUAAAAAAAAAAAAAUGUUUCGACAGACUGAUGGUGGAAGGGUUACGUUGUUCUGUCAGGCCGUGUGGAAGAACUGAUUAAAUAUUAAAGGGCUGUUGUAGAAUUGCCUGUCA